This is a messenger RNA of Haliotis rufescens (red abalone), 1464 nucleotides long. RefSeq names its product acetylcholine receptor subunit delta-like. Gene Ontology annotation, cellular component: membrane; synapse; neuron projection. Gene Ontology annotation, molecular function: extracellular ligand-gated monoatomic ion channel activity; neurotransmitter receptor activity; transmembrane signaling receptor activity. NCBI's taxonomy places the organism in Eukaryota, Metazoa, Mollusca, Gastropoda, Lepetellida, Haliotidae. The coding region runs from base 1 to 1173 and encodes 390 amino acids. The record is from RefSeq and is a predicted model, not a curated record. Gene Ontology annotation, biological process: regulation of membrane potential; chemical synaptic transmission; nervous system process. The transcript has a single exon.
AUGAAGACUUUUGUUCCCAUCUUUAUGCUGUGGCAUCUCAUCACCACAGACGCCCAUACAUACGGCGUCACUGACAAGUUGCAAGCAUCUCUACUUAAAGGAUACAACAAAGACCUUCGCCCUCGCUGGAACCAACAGGACACUGUGGACGUCUACAUGAGCAUCAACUACUUCUCCGUCCUUGACCUCGACGUUGUCAAGGAGACCCUGACUACAGAUAUUUGGGCGUUUUACAUGUGGAUGGAUGAUAUACUGACUUGGAAUACGUCAGUGCAUGGUGACAUUGAAGGCUUCAAAGUGACCCUGACAAAAGUAUGGGCCCCGGAUGUUGUGGUCCAGAAUCCUAUUGAAACCUCUAUCGUCACUUCCGGUAGUAGGAUGCGCGCUUUCCACACUGGACUUAUUCGGAUCGAUGUUGAAUACCAUACUGAAACAAGUUGUGUUACCUCUGUAACAAAGUUCCCAUUCGACGAACACACUUGUGAAAUUCUCUUUUCUUCAGAUACGUACGUCGCCGGAGAGUUGAAUAUAUCUACAGUUGAAGUGCGUUAUCCGUUUACUUCGAAAAGCAGUCAGUGGAAUGUAGUCGGUGGUGGUUCUGAAAAAGAAAAGGGAGACAAGAAAAAGCAGAGUUUUGUGAAACUGCUGGUUACCGUCAAGAGGCAGCCUGUCUACUUCGUGGUGAAUCUCCUACUACCAAUCCUGGUCAUCUCGACGCUCAGUCCGUGCGUCUUCCUGGUCAAGUCUGAAACAGGAGAGAAACUGUCCAUCUCGGUGACCCUGUUCCUGUCUUUCACAUUCUUCAUCACUCUUCUUAACGGUAUGCUACCCCAGACCUCCAGUAGCACCUCACUUAUCUCCCUUUACGUAUGUAUCCAACUCCACCUGAGCGGUUUGUAUAUCGUCCUCUGUAUCGUCAUCCAGCGCGUCAGUCUCAUGAAGGAACACAACACGAUUACGUCUCGUAUUGCCAGGUUCACAUGUGUACCAUCCAAAGUCGCCGUUACUCCUCUUAUCGUUAAACCGGAUGUAGACGCACCGGAAGUAACACCGGAAAUGAGGAUCCCUGGUCCGACGGAAGUCGCUGACAAACUGGACAAAUUGUUUUUCAUAUUCUUCUUUGUCGUAUCCGGCGCUCUUACAGCUGGAUAUUCAGUCUUCGUGGCCCUAUGAUCUUCUGUGUGAAUCAACUGUGAUGCAACGGAAGUGAGACGAAAAUCGGAGAUCCCUGCUCCGACGGAAGUCGCUGACAAACUGGACAAAUUGUGUUAUGUUGUACGCUUUGUCAUGUCCUUCAUUUCUUACCAGUAGUUGUUCCGUUGUCGUGAGCCUAUGAUCUUCUGUGUAAAUGAACAGUCAUGCCCCGGAAGUGAGACCAAGAUUGGAGAUCCUUGUUCGACGGUAGUCGGUAACAAACUGGACAAAUUGUGUGUCACGAUUGGAAUAAUACCGUAUUCCCUUUUU